AUGCUGGAUGCAUCUCUGAAGAACUCGUCUAUGGGACCACUCUUUGCUUACCAGAGAGAUGACCAUCAACGACUGGAGACUCCCAGUUCAAAAUCUGUUGACUCCUCUGUGUUGCUUGGUGUGAUCUCAAAACAAACAGAAGAACUAAGCAGAACACUGAAGUCAUUGGGCCUGGAAUCUGGUCACGGAAUCAAAUUCUUUCAUUUAAAGUCUACUGAUACAGUUAUUCAGAACCGUCGCCGGCGAGAAUUACAUCGUACUAAUCAGCGUAUUGGUUUAAUGUCAGCCUAUUCUGUGGCUCAUUCUACUGGGAGUUGUACUAGUUUAAUCUGUCACAGCACAUCACCAUCGUUACAUUUUCCAUCCAUAUCUCAAGAGACUGUCGUUCUAGAUGACUAUUCACACUGUUCAGAUUUAAAUACCGUAAAAAUGUCAAGUAUUGGAGUUUCACUGGCUGGUUCUAUGUCGCAUCUUUGUGGGUCAGAGAAAUCUGAUAUUACACCAAUCAGUGCGAUGAAAGUUUGCCCAAUUAUGUGUCCAUGUGGAAAUCGACAAACAUGUCCGUUAUCUGAAAGAAAAGUAGCAUGUUUGCUUGAAGAUUCACGAGUUUCUCGUGGUUUUACACUGUUGUCAGCUAUAUUUCGUGGUCGACUCACUAGACAGUUGCUUGCUACCCAUAAAGUUUGCGAUCUGAUACGCACUGUGAAAGAUACUGCUAAGUUAGCCUUAUCCUUACAUCUGGAACGUCAGUCAUCGAUACAGGGGAUAGUAUCUGGACCUCAAGCUUUAUCAUCAGAUGAACCUGUUGAAUUGUCAGAUCAAGAAUUGAUACUGGAAUCUAGAUUGCUAGCUCAAAUUCAAGGGACACUUAAUCAAAUUCAUGAAAUUUUCUUCACAUGGCCAGUGUCUGAAAAACUUUCUCUUUUGUCUGCUUCUCGUUCUGUGUCAAAAAAAUUUAAAAGACCUAUCUCCGGAGCUGAAAAUAUGGAAACUUCCAAUUUUAGUAUUUCUAGUCAUAGUUUUACGAAUAAUUCAACUAGCAAAUCUAGUAGUCAAGUGUCUCCAAGCACAUCACGCGUCCUGCGACAGUUGCAGCCCCACCAAGUCAACUCCCCAUAUAAAGCCAGCCAAAUCAAUAAGGACGGAGAAAAAAAACGAGAUGUUUGCAUUAUCAGGAUUGAAAGCACUGACGCACAAUACAAACCGAAUAUACUACCCUGUCGUACAAAUAACCAAAUCCCCAAAAGCAGGAAGCAACAAAUCCAGAAUGAGAAUAAGCCUUGCACAGAAAACAACUUGAGAAUCGGAAAGAGUACUGUUAUUCAGGGCAACUGCCGAUACAAUGAAUGUAAGAACAACAGCAAAGCAUACUCCCAAGUAUCCGGUGCAUUUACACAAUCCAACGUCAUCGAUUCGCAGUUCAGACUGGAGAAAAGAACAAAACCAGCUUCCACUCAUUCAGAAGCUUUAGGAAACUAUCGGGCCAGUCAGAUCACUUGUCAGACUCUCCGGUAUCCCAAGCCCGAACAUUAUCGUUAA
This is a messenger RNA of Heterobilharzia americana, 1539 nucleotides long. The record is from the annotation of a GenBank genome assembly. Lineage: Eukaryota; Metazoa; Platyhelminthes; Trematoda; Strigeidida; Schistosomatidae.